Molecule: messenger RNA, 2384 nt
Organism: Pectinophora gossypiella (pink bollworm)
Lineage: Eukaryota; Metazoa; Arthropoda; Insecta; Lepidoptera; Gelechiidae
Exons: 8
Coding region: 1-2370 (789 amino acids)
Biological process (GO): proteolysis
Molecular function (GO): serine-type endopeptidase activity
Source: RefSeq, a predicted model, not a curated record
AUGUCGGUAACUAAAAAGAAACUGAACCUAACUGUUAUUGAAAUAGAUUUUACAACAGAAAUCUAUACUACUUCUGACUAUUCAGAUACUACGAGCGACUAUGAAGAAUUCACUGAAGGUUAUGACGAAUUCUUCAAAGAUAUGAGAAGAAAGAAGGAAAUUAAAAUGGAAGAUAUAAUUCUGCUUGAGGAUAAUACUGAACCAGUGGCUGCGCCUCGCCGUUUUUACUACGACUAUUGGAUCGAUCUACUAGACGAUAUUACUUCAAGUACAUCAACAAGUCCUAACACUAUAAAGAUCGUGAACGAUUUAGUAGAUGACACUAAACUGACUACGAGCAAAUCGAUAGACGUAGAAAUAAUGACGUACGAAGAGGAGAAAGGAUACGUACCACUGAGCAUAAGCCAAGCUUUGACUGAUGUUACCACAUUAAUAAAAGACGAAUUAGCAGGAAUGUUUAAUAUUGAACAAGAAACAGAUGUACAUAAAGAUAUUGAUAACAAAACUGUUAUUCAUGUAAGAACGUUCGGUUUCAAUAUUAUUGGAGAUAAAGAUAAUGACACCAGUGGAGAUAAUAUUACAAAUAUAGUACAAGUCCCUGCAGUAAUAGUGAAUAACUUUACAGAAUUUAAUGAUGAACUAAACGCUUUAAAAGUUGAGAUUGAGAAGAAUCUACAAGCAGAGCUGGAAGCGUUUAUAUCCAAAAUAACAGAGAACGAUACUCUUGAUUGGGAAGAAGUAACAGAAUAUACUUCAUUUGAUAACCAUGAUGGUACUAAUGAAUUUAAAAGAAAACACGACAUAAUAGAAUCCAGUACAGAAGUGGUAAAAGAGGAAUUCAAUACCCCGGUAACAAGUUCAGUAACAACAACGGAAAAUAUUAUUAGCACCGAAAUUGUAAACAUUAAAAUAAAACCUGAAUCGCCGUUGGAAAAUGAAACAAAAGAUGUACCAAAUGAUAAUUUUACAGAAAUUAUAACGACUACACCUAAAAAUAUUGAAACUACACACAUAUCUGCUAAAUUAGUAGCAACAGAUGUUGCUCCUACUGUAUUUUCCAGUUUCAUACAAGGUAGUGAUGAGAAAAUAAUAGAAAAUAAAACUGAUACUUCAAUAGUAGCAUCUAUAGAGGAUGAAGAAAAUAUUGAAGUAGUAGCUACUACAAUAACUACUACUGAUCCUACCUCUACUACUAGUAAUCCUACGUCAACACACGCUACUAAGGUUGACAAAGAAGUAGAAAUGGCAGUUUCUUCUACUACUACAACAACUAUUCUACCAGUGAAAGUUGUUGAUGUUACAACAACAGUGGCGCCUAUCGUCACAACUAUGGAACCUAAGGAUACCACUGUAACUACUACAAAACCUUUAGAUACAGUUACAAAAGUUAAUAUAACUACAGACAUUCCACAAACAAAAUCACGUAUAGAUUACAAACUAAUAGAAAACAUACAUGAAAACGAAAUCUCUAAUGACGAUAUUUCGUAUUACGAUAUCCAAGACGACAAUUCGACUGAUUACCCAAUAAUCGAUUAUAUAGAACUGUACAAAGACACGAUGAACGAAGAAAUCGAUUACAAAUCGAUAAAAAUACCUGUAGACGAUACUAUAGGUACAAAAAAUGACCUAGUUAAUACUAUAGUGAAAGACGGAGCAAACGGACGGACGAACAAUGGAUCUUACUCCAACGACACGUCCGCGCCGGAGUCGAUCUUCCCCUGGAUCGUGACUAUCUUCAUAAAGAAUGAUACCAACGACCAAUUUGACUAUCGCUGUGAUGGAGUACUUCUGUCUACUGCUGUUGUUCUUACUGCUGGGCGUUGUGUUCUGCAAACUGACAAAAUGAACCCAGUGGGCCCGGAAAAUGUGCUGGUAUUCCUCGGGAAACGGUCUCUCCAGGUGCUCAGUGAAGAUGAGAGGAUCAGCAAGGUGAAGAAGAUCAAACUCCACGACCAGAUCGAGGUGGAAGGGGGGCGAGCAGACAACGACUUGGCGGCGUUGGUGCUCGAGGAUCCAGUUGAGUACAGUGACGUCAUAAAGCCAGCCUGCAUCAUGCUCGAAGGAGACUUCGACUCCGCUGUUACCACAGCAUGGGGUGACCUGCUGACCGUGGUGCCUUUCGUCGAGCAGAGGGACUACUGCGAAAAGAAUCUAUCUGACAAUGCAUUCUGCGCUACAAUUGGAAGCGAUGUAGCCCUGUGUCCCAGUAUGGGCGGCGCGUACGCAGUGAAGCAGACAGACGUGUGGUGUUUGCGCGGCAUCCGCUCAUCAGACCUGACUCCUCAAUCAUUUUGCUUUGACAAGACUGUCGUGUUUACCGACUUAGCACGAUAUACCGAUUGGAUUGACAACGUUUUGAACUUGAAAUAAAUUAAUGUUAAAAU